Neurospora crassa OR74A is the source of this 3716-nucleotide messenger RNA. RefSeq names its product exocyst complex component Sec8. Gene Ontology annotation, biological process: Golgi to plasma membrane transport; exocytosis. The transcript is spliced from 2 exons. Lineage: Eukaryota; Fungi; Ascomycota; Sordariomycetes; Sordariales; Sordariaceae. The record is from RefSeq and is a predicted model, not a curated record. Bases 280 to 3615 code for a protein of 1111 amino acids. Gene Ontology annotation, cellular component: exocyst.
CAUGAACGUGGAGAGAGGAGGACUUCUUGAGCAACACCAACUAAAGCACCAUCAUUGACCAACCUAACCUUGACACCCGACGACUCAAGUCCUGGGUGACGACGACUCAACGUCCACUCAGUAACACCUACAAUUCAUACCAACUGUAGACGGGCCCGGCACACCAAGCAGUAGUUCCAUACUGUAUACCUUAGGCAUGCCGAUAAUGAAGUACCGCGCAACACGAUAGCUCUCCCUCCUCGCGACACCCGGACGCCGAGUCAAACACACACCACCAUCAUGGCCGACCGAUACGGCCAGCAGCCGCAAUCCUAUCGGGGCAACAGCGGUUUCGGCAACCUUGGCCGGCGUAACGACGACUACGAUCCCUACGGUGACGGAUAUCCCAGCGACCGCUAUGGCACCAGCACUAACCCGGCUUCAAGACCAUCGACGGCCUCCCGAAAUGCGCCCCCGCCCCGGUCUGCCCAGCGUGGCCGCACGGGUGCCGGCGAUAUGCAGAUCCAGUCCAAUGCCGAGCGCCAGAUUGGAAACGUGCUGGAUCUGAUCAAGAGAGAAUGGCCCGCCAUGGUCGAGACAGACUGCAUCCCCGUCCAGCUGGCUCUACAGCUUCUCGACACCAGCUCCGUCGGCCGCGCCCACGAAUACCGCAACUUCCAGCAGACACACCAGUUCCUCCAAGAGUCCCUCAAGAACAUUGUCCACGACCACCACCAAGGCUUCAACAGUUCCAUUGGUACAUUCCACAAGAUCCAAGGGAGCAUACAGUCCUCCCAGAAGAAGGUGCGCGCCCUCAAGGAGUCGCUGGCAGCCUCCAAGACGGCACUCUGCACCACCAAUCCCGAACUCAAACAGCUACAUGCCACGUCACGCAUGUACGAUGGCGUCCUACAAACACUGAACGAGCUCGAUGACUUGCGCACCGUUCCAGACCAGUUGGAGGCCAGGAUAUCCGAGAAGCGUUUUCUGACCGCCGUCGAGGUCCUGCAGAAUGCGCUACGGAAGCUGAGGAAGCCCGAGCUGGAUAACAUUGGUGCCCUGAGCGACCUGCGAAGCUAUCUUGCAAAUCAGGAGACCGCCCUCAUGGAUAUCCUGGUGGAAGAGUUGCACGAACAUCUCUAUCUGAAAUCACCGUACUGUCAGGAAAGGUGGCAGAACCUGGCAAAGGUCCAGGGAAUUUCUCAUGAGACCUAUGGAGACGCCCCAGGCGUGGCACCCUUCCACGGAAUCUUGGACACCAUUGACUGGGAAAAGUCCGUGGCUGAGGAUCCCCAAAAGAAUCCCGAGGCGGACACGUUUUACUAUGUGACCCUCCUCGUUGAAGCUCUGAACAGACUGGGAAGGCUAGAGACAGCGGUCGACAUGCUCAAGCAGAGGUUACCCGUCGAGCUUUUCGCGGUCGUCAAUGAGACUAUCAACGAUGUAGACCAGAAGCAUCCGAGCUCACUACGCGGAGGCGCGUCUGGGUCUCACGGCCUUAACAUUUACGGUCACCGCGAAACCCGAAUGCGAGCAGACGUCAUUCACGAUUUGCUAUCGACGCUUUACGGCAAGUUCGAGGCCAUCGCUGAGGGUCAUCGGGUGCUACACGAAGCCAUCAAAGCCUUGAUUCGCCGUGAAGGUGCUGGCAACAACAGUGUGCUGCUAGGGGGCUUCAAGGAGCUCUGGAACCUCUACCAAAACGAGAUUCGGGCACUCCUGCACAACUACGUUACCACCGAUGCGGAUGUCUAUCAGUUCAGCCGUACACCCAGACCUGGCAUGGGCAUGAAUGGCAGGGCGGAUUCUGCCCGCGACAAUCUCUUCAAGUUCUCCGAAGUUGAUGCCAAGUCAGCCGAAAUGGCCUCGGAAUAUGAGGCCUUGGACUCCAUCAUCCGGGCCGCCGUACCUGGACUUACGGACAGCACCCGGCGUGACAACAAGAAGGGUUCUUUGAUCAUCCCGCGAUCUGAGCCAAUUACUUCGAGGAAGUCGGCAGGGUACGGCUCAGGAAGCAGUCAACAGAACAGUGGCACUUACAAAUCCCUGGUAGAGCCCAGCGUGUUCAACAUGAGCCUGCUUCUACCACCUACUCUCAUCUUCCUUCAGAGGUUGAAGAGCAUUGUGCCCCCGGGGUCCGAUCUGGCAACCAGCACGCUGACAUCGUUCCUUGACAACUUCCUCGUCAAUGUCUUCCAGCCUCAACUCGACGAGACCCUUGGAAAGCUCAGUGAUACUGUCUUUGGCGAGGCAGACGCCUUUCAGCAAGACUCGGACUGGGCCCAAGUUGCGAAGCGGCCUGUGUACAAGGGAACCACAGCCUUCUUCACAGUCAUCACAGCCUUUUGCCGGAUGCUGGGCACUAUUCCCCACGACCAAGCGCUGAGUACGCUCAUCAUCACCCAAAUGGUCCGAUACUACGACCGCUGCUUCAGCUGGUACAAAGCCCUGGUCACCAAGACACAAGAAGGGGGGGACAAGCAGAUCAGGGAAAAGGAAAAGCUUCGGGCAUCUGCCAUUCUCGCCACCGAGCCUAGUGAAGUCCGCGAGACGAUACAGAGGCUGUGGAAGUCGGAAAACCUGAACGAUCUGGAGCUUCUUUACCGCGAGGUGAACCAGCUCAUCGCGUGGGCCAACGGUCGGGACCUGGACGCCAGUGACAUCAUUCAGGAUCGCGACAUGAUUCAGUCCAUGUGUCUGCUAUACACCAGUAUGAAGUGGCUGUCGGUUAAGAUCCACGGUCUGCGUCACAUAACGCGUAACGAGACGGACUCAUCCAAGUCGAGCUUCCCGACCAAGGCGGAGAAGAAGCGCUGGACGCUGCUGAACGACCCGAGCAAAGCUACAGGAGGGGAAGCCCCCGUUUACCUGCCUAUGACGGAGGAGACCGUUGAAAACUUUGAUAGUAUCCUAGUAUCCUACGACGAGCUCGCCUCCACCGCCCUCCUCACUCUACACCUUGAAAUCCGCACUCGCAUCCUGCACUCCCUCCAAACGGCCCUGUCCCCGCUCACCACGGCCCCCUACCUGCUCGAUCAGGAAGUCAACGAGCCGGACCCGGAGAUCCUCUCGCUCAACUCGGAAAUGGUGGCCUACGACGAAAUUCUAGUGAGAUGCCUCCGCCUGCGCGAGGUUCAGUUUGUCAGGAACGGCCUCGGCAAGCUGAUCAACGGGUUCCUGAUCAAGAACGCGCCCAUGACGGCGCCCAUGAACGCCAAGGGGUGCGGGCGCAUGCAACUCAACAUCCUUGUGCUGCAGCAGAACCUCAAGAAUAUCGAGGAAGGAGUCGAUCUCGUGAGGGCAAGUAAUUACUUUGAGAUGUUUGAGCGCGGAGUGGAUGCCAUUCUCGAGAAAGCCAGGGAAGGCGUCGCCUCUUCUGGCUCCCAGGAAACUGGUGACGCAGGACGAAAAAGUGAAGACGCCGGAGAAGAAGGGGCGGAGACGCCCAACUCGAGAAAGUCGGCGGAAAUUUUUGGGGACGAUAAGGACCGGUUCAGCUACGAUGAACUCAAGGCGCUCGUGGAGCUGUGUUAUAGCGAGCAGUUGGCGGAUCCGGAGCGCGGCGUGGCGGCGGCGGCGAAGAGGCAGAUGGCGGAUAAGUUGCUGAAUUUGAGCGAGUACAUGUGGCAGUCUUAGGUGGAUUUGCAGGACAUUUAGACUUGGGCUGGUAUCAUUAGCAUGGUUAAGAGGUAGAUUCGAUAAUUCACGAGUGUUAAUUCUUAUUUUUUAUUCUCUUA